Molecule: messenger RNA, 2908 nt
Organism: Manduca sexta (tobacco hornworm)
Lineage: Eukaryota; Metazoa; Arthropoda; Insecta; Lepidoptera; Sphingidae
Exons: 4
Coding region: 363-1625 (420 amino acids)
Source: RefSeq, a predicted model, not a curated record
CCGCAUUCGACCGCGCUGGCGGUAGCGUCGGCUCUCGAGCGACACUCGCACGGAAACAAUCCGAACUGUGAAAAUUAAUCCCAAGUGUGUUUUCAUAUCGGUUACGUUUUGUGUUGAUUUUAAGUUUUUUUUCUUGUUAUGCUGAAUUUUUUCUUGCGUUACGGAUCACGGAUUUGCACCGGACAACAAACAUACUGAAGUUAUAUCGAAACAAAUGAUGUUAUCGUGACGAAAAACUUAUAGACUGAUAACACGUGAAGAAUUCGUCAAGUUAUGAUAACCAUCUGGCUGAUUACGUGGUUAUGAUAAGCGAGGAGCUUUGACCGAAACUUUUUUGCGAAAAAGAGGGAUACCAAAGAAAAAUGUGUGCCAAAAUGUUUUUGUAUAGUUUCUCUUUAUUUUCUAUUUUAAAUUUAUGGAUUGGAGUGACUGCGGAGGAGGAAGUGUCUUCACCGUUACGCGUAGCUCAGUGCAGAGCAACAUGCUUACAAAAGUUUGCGGCGCCGCGGCCCGGCGGGGAGUCAUCGUGUUUGCAAGGCCCCGACUGCUUUAUGUGUUGGGAAAAUUGUGAGCUUCUCCAGUCCAACUAUCAAGUCUGGGGUGCGGUAUGCGAAGAGAAAGACAUCUGUUUUCCUGGCUGCAAGAUUGCGUGCGAUUUCCACGCAGAAGCAGCAAGAGCGGCGCAAACACAACCCGUCAUACACACGAAAGGGGAAGGGGUGAUGCGAGUGAGUGGUGCACUCGCUCGGUGGCCACCCCCAGCACCGCGCGCUCCCUCCCGGCCCGUACCACUCGUGUAUGUCGUGAUGCGCCGCGCCGCAGAGGGUCCUUGGCGACAAAUCAUACAAACUCAGGCGUUAGCUACUAGAGUCCCUUCGAACAACGAAGGAGCACUGCUACGAGUUCUUGUCGUAGAUCCACAGGGUUUGGUUACCAUUUACAGUCCCGAUGAAACUUGGGUGGCACACGAUACUAACACUUCUAAUCACGAUGAACACAAAUGGACCCUGAAAGAAAUAUCCCUUAUUCACCAGAAAGUCCUAGUGAUAGGUGAAAUCGCGUGGGAGCCAAGGAUAGCCCGAGGUGUCUACUUAGUAACUUGGGAAGUAGACGGAGGUGGACUCAAGGGUAACCUAUUCACCGAUUCUACUCGAGUAACUUUGUCUUUAUGGCCUGAUACAGUUUAUCACAUCCAAGUUGAAUUGGUUUCACGUACACCAGGCGUAGAAAAUGAAAGAUCAGAGACAAUGACGAUAGACACUAGCCGUGCUCAACGAGUGUCGACAGAAAGCGUCCAAGACGUACAAGUUAGCGAAGGGGACAGGCUCAUGUCUGUUCUAGUCAGCUCGAUGCGAGGAGAACGAGUACCAGAACGUGCUCCCGACUCAGAGUUAUUUCUAGGCUGUGUAUCAGCUAUGAUUGCUUUCGUGCUGGCGGUAGUGGCUGCUUUUCUAUGGAGGCGAAGACGGCGAGGCACAUUUCCCGGAACCAAUGUUUAUGUAGGUUCUUCAUCAAUUUUAAAAAGAAAACUUGUUGAAGAUUUUGCUCCAACGGUGCAUUGCUUCCAGCCUGUCUUAGCUCCGGAGACACCAUCAAACGAACCGGCGCGGGAUGUCGUAGUGUGACGUCACAGCUUUGACAUGCUUUCGGUAGAAGACCCCGUCUUCAGUUCCUAAACUCUUGGGUGAACUUUUAUUAAAGACGAACAUGUUCGGUUGAUUGGAAGAAGUUUUGAUUGUGAUAAUAUAAUAUACUCGUACUUUAACGAAAAACUUCAAUAAGUGAAAGUUUAUUAUGGUGUUUUGUGUGAUGUGCGCUGUGCGUUGCGUUGCUAUCUCUAAAAGAACAAUGUUUGGAACACUCACUGUAAAUGCUGCUGUAAAAUUAUCAUCGUUAUUUUGUUUGGUAGAUAUAGACAAAUGUAAAUUAAAAUAUAUGAAAAUGUACGUAUUUAUGAAACACAGUAAGGUAAACACCAGAAAACUUAGCUUUGUAAAUAUGUUAAGAAUGAAAUAGUAACCAUAAUUUUUUAAAUAUAAAUGGAUUUGUACUGCUUGUAAAUAAAUGAAUGUACUACGUGUCACAGGAUAAGUAAAUGUUGGAAUUAUCUUGGUUUCAUAUCUAUUGGAAAGUCGAAAAUGAUGUUUUACAGGUAAGAAUAAUUGAAUAUUCCACACUCUAAAUUCAUGACGUAGAUGUUAGUAAGAUCUUGUUUUUGAAUGUUCUUGUAUUAAAUCGUUAAACAAACGACGCGGUAUAAAUAUCUAGAACUAUUUUUACAACUAGUCCUUAUUAUUGUUUAGUUAAACAUAGUUAUUAGAAUAUAUUUUAAUAUAAUAGUUUUCAUGACGUUCUUAAUCAUUCUAGUGAACUUUGUAAUGUCUUCUUCAGCAAUAAAAUUCAGUGUAUCUAUUGUAAAUAUUUGAAACAUUUAUUGUAAAAAACAUACAGAGAAAUUAUAUUUUUCUUGGCCUUCAAUAGAAAUAUUUGUAAUGAUACGGGUGGAUGUAUUAAUAUUAUAUUAUAUAACAUUCAGAAUAUUCCCUCUACCAAGAUUUGUUAACGAAUUUCAUGUGUUCUAAAUUGUAACGUUUAAUUCAACUUCUUUGCUGUAUAAGACACUGUAGUUUUAAAUGGUGUGUUUAAAGUCGUUAACAGGCUUUGAACAAUGUACUUAAUAGUUUAUUUAGUAGUGAAAAACGACCAAAAUUAUGUUUCCCGUGAAAAAUAUACGAUGGUUUUGUAACAACCAAAAUUGUUUUAGGGUGUAAGUUAGGAACUUAAUUAAUUUAUUUUUGUGAUUAAUUUCGUACCUUCACUCCGAAUGUACAUAUUCUUGGAUAUUACUUGCUAUAAAUGACAAAGCUGAACUUUAACGAGUAUAAAUAAAUAUGUCUGCCAAAUUAAA